AUGCCUAUCAAAGCAGGAUGGAGGAAAGACAUUGCUUAUCGAACAGACGCCAGACCUAGUUCGUUUGCUCACCUGAAUACUGACUGUCUCGAUCGCCUGCCACCACUACCCUUUGCCUCUUUAUCGGUAUUGAAUUUCAGGAAACGAGAUCCGCCUUUAUGUAUCCCUUUGCCAGUAACGGAAUUGCCGCCGCUUAGAAGAGAUGGACGUUAUUUCGAGAGAAAUCGUCAUCGAACGUUGAUUGGUUCGGGGAUCACGGCGGCCUUCGCCGACACGAACAUAAAACCAAUUCUUCGUCCAACUUGGUACUGUGAAGAUCUCGCGCGUAAAUAUAAUUUCAUGGAAAGUACACCCUGGCCUCGGCAUCUAGAAGCAGCCUCAGGAUUUCUCCCGGCACUGUCUGUGAUUCGACGCCAUGGCCAGCGGACUAGAGAAGCGGAAGAUGAAAGGUUUGAAAUCAAUUCUCGGGCCUACCUCUUGAUGAUCUCAGAGGGAAUCAACAUGUAUGCUAACCGUUUCGUCGACAAAGACGCUGAAGGGGGUUGGGGUAAAGAUGGAUUAUUUAAAUACGACUGUUAUGGGUUACCAGAGGACAGAGCCCAGGAGAAGGAACAGGGAGAUUACCGCCUGCAUGGGCUAGCUAUUUCCACGUGCCUGCUGGCAACAAACGAGCUAACGAAUCCUGACGCAUUGAACUCACAGACAUACACAGUAAUAAAGCGCAGCCACCGCCAUGACAGGAACACGCUCUUUUCAAUGGCGCACUGGCUUCGAGUCCGCAAACAAACUGACAGAACAAAGAACAGAUCCAAACAAGCAAUGUCUCCCGAGGGGAUGGGACCUCGGGCUGGGAGUAUAACGGAAGUCAUGAGCGGUGACGAGGUCAUGUCCGCUAAUUUCCAAUUCAAUUUAUAUGUGAGCAGAGUGAACUGUGAACAUGAGAAGGGGAGUCGAACCUAG
Messenger RNA from Guyanagaster necrorhizus, 960 nucleotides. RefSeq lists its product as uncharacterized. NCBI's taxonomy places the organism in Eukaryota, Fungi, Basidiomycota, Agaricomycetes, Agaricales, Physalacriaceae. The transcript has 6 exons. The record is from RefSeq and is a predicted model, not a curated record. The coding region runs from base 1 to 960 and encodes 319 amino acids.